CAGAGCUUCAGCUCCUGUUGGUCACAUUGCUGACCCCACUGACCACAGAUGACACAAGUUCAUAUUAAGACUUUGAAGUACUUUAACAGGACAAUACUUUAAACUUCUCUGGUGAAUAACCUCAGACAGGGAUAUCUCCUACAGUUUGUUGCACAGCGCACUAACCGUGUUGACGUGCAUGUUGUGCGCUCGGUCGUGAUGACAGUCAGCUCUGUCACGUUGCUUUGCCUCGGACUGUGUUUGUUCCUCGUUGGUCCGUGUCAAUGUGGCUGUCGGGAAACAGGUCUGUGCUGCACCGGCCGGGACCCGUCAUGCAUCAGCAAAGGAUGGAGGUCUGACCGCUCCUAUGGCACCUGCUACUGCGACCAGGCCUGUGUCCACACCCUGGACUGCUGCCACGACUAUGAGACAGCCUGCCCAGCGCUGUCGUGUGUGGUGAGCGAGUGGACGGAGUGGUCAGGCUGCGCCCAGCCCUGCAGGGCCACAGUCCGUAGGCGGAGCAGGACAAUCCUGCAGGAGGCGCUCAAUGCAGGCAAACCCUGUCCCCACCUGGAGGAGCACGCUGGAUGUGCAGAGUACUGGUCUCACCAAGGAAGCUGUAACAACCCACUGGUCCCAGCACUGAUUAUCACUGGUGGCUAUGGCAACGCCAGGAAGAAAAGAGACAUCCCUGACAGCAGCGACAUCAUAGGGUAUUGUGUCCAGUUUCAGUUGACCUCUCUCACAAAAGGAUGCCAGCAAAGUUCAGGCCCACACACCCAGUGGAUGCAGCACCUGAGGGAGGGGCACCGCGUGUGUGUUGAGUGCCAGCCACCUGCUCUCACUGCUGGACAGACACACUGUGCCGGGGAUGGAGAAAAACACGACGAGGACAGAAAACAGUCUCUCCAGUGGCAGGCAGUGGGAAACCCUCGAUGCAGGGGUGUGUGGAGGCGAGUAGGGAGGCUGGAGGCCUGUUCCUGCCCAACAGCCCACAGCUUCCUCUUCAUCUAACCUCCUCCUCCUUCUCACUGUUUGCCUGCCUUCUGUACAUAUUUACUCAGACUCAUGUAUAAAGAACAAUCUGCAAGAAUACAUAGAAACCAGCCAGAAUAAUAAGCACUGACCACUAAACCUGUUGUGUUAAAUAGUUCUGGUCAAUGGUCCAUUGUGCCUUCUUCCCCAGAUUUGUGAAACUACAUGUAAACAUUUUACUAACAUGGCAACCCAUGCUCACUCCCAGUUCGUCAAAUACACUUGGUCAGUGGCCCAACACCUCAAAAUAUGACGCUCUAGGUAGGCUACACCUCCUAUGAACGCUCAGGGACGGCAUGUCAAUGUACGCUUGUAACAGUCUCUUGGUUGAAAGCACAGACUUUGUUUGACCCACUCUAUGCUGAAUUUCUUGCUCGUUUUACUACGGCAGUUGCUUAGAAUGCGAAAAAAUGCCGCCACCCAGUGCAUAUAGUACUGCUGCUAGAGGUUGCCUCGGUACAUCAGCGUCUGAUGCUGAGGGCCACUGACCAAGCCUCGGCAUUUGACGAGCUGGGAGUGACACUGGGUGGAAUGUGGCUGAAUGUGUGCCAAUGGAAAUUCCUAUAUCUUAAGCAGGAUUUAUACUUGUGCGUCACCUCUAUGCAGAGCCUGAAAUGGUUUCAGAUUACAAAAAUAGACAGAUGGUCUGCGUCACCGUGACCUGUAGUUACGUUUCUGGCUCUUCAGCCUAUGGCCACAGGCUACGUCGACGCAGAGCCUUCGCUGUAGGUACAUCGUGGAUUCAACGCAGAAGUAUAAAUCCCGCUUUAGCCAGAAUAUAAUAUAUUUGUUGUCUUUACUGCACAACAAAAACACUAAUGAUACAUAUUCCUAAUUUGGUUUGCAUUGAAAACUGCAAAUUACCAGUAAAAUGAAAGUCAGGAAUUCCUGAUCAAAAUGUAAAGUGAUCUGAUUUAUUUCAUUUAGUCAUCCAAGGGAAAUGUUGCUUUUCUUAAGAAAUAGAAAUAUCUUAGGACAUUGAGACACUUUUUUUUUUUACAUGACAAGUACUGGCUCUGUGUGAAUCACAACCAGUCACAACGCCAAAGUUACAACAUGCACUGAACAAUAGAACAUUAAUACAGAAACAACAGCAUAGAAAGUCAACAAGUAAAAAUGUGUUUGUUUUUUGAUUUUUUUUGUACAAAACAGACAGCCUCGGGACCUACAAACAACAUUGUAUAAGAGCUGGCUAAGGUCAUUCAAAUAUCUUUUUUUCAAUUCCCUGGAAACAGUGUACUUUACAAAGACUGAUGGCUUAGGCAAGGUUGGGGUCAAUUCCACUGAGAGCUGAAAACGUAGAAAAAAUAUAAUUUGGGUUUUUAAUUUGUACUAGGUUUUAAUUGUGUCAUGCUCUAAUACUGGUUCCUUCUAUAGUGUCAUGUGUGAUGCGUGUUUUACUCCAUCAAGGCAUCCUGAAUCGACCCCAACCCUGUAAUACAGUGUUAGAUUCAGAGGAUGUGGAAUUGGGCUACUUGCUAAAGCAGGGGUUCUCACUGGGUUUUGGAAACUACCACAUGUCCUUGAAAAGGGUCCUAUGGGGUUCUAACAAAAAAGGAAAAAAAUACUUGAACCUCUUUACAGUUAAAUUUAGCAGCUAGGGCAACAGCCGAAUUCUAUUUUAGGUUUCAACUAAAUGCAUUUACUGUACAGCUGGGAGUCCUGUGAUGGAAAAGUGUGAGAAUCUGUGCUCUUCAUCUUAGUGUGUCAAUAAAUGAGAAAUAAAACAAGUCUCUCGACUGUGUUUUCUUCAUAAAACAUGAUGGUUCAGUCCUUUGAAUUUCUCCACUGGGAUCUCACUGAUUGAGUUUGUUAAUUUGAAUGGCUCCCUUGGAAAUGGAGGAUAGUACAGUGCCAAAAUGAAAUAAAAACAAGGAUGACUUGUAAAAUGAAUAUUGUUUUUGUAGUAUGGUGGUAUCAUGUCACAGUAUCACAGUCUAGGUGUCAAAUCAACACAUCAUGCUUGAUGUUUCUUUUGCACUACCUUGUCUAAAAACUGAAGAGUACCAGUACUGGUGGCAGGAUUUCAGUGCUUGUGUUCGUGUGUAUGCACGUGGGAAAAUAAAUCUCAGUUCUCUACAAUAGUGCUUGCUGUCUGUUCAUGUAAUAUUGAUUGUCAUCAUUGUUGAGAGAUAUUUCAGUGAAAAAUGGUCCCUGACUACCGAAAUAUAGAAAAUCUAAAUGAUGGGACAGAAGCUCACGUGAUGCUUCAUGAGAGGUUGUGUGAUCUGAAUGCCCUUCACUUUAGUGUUAACAAUUAAACCUAAUCAUCCAUUUUUCAAAAAUGAUAUAAUGCACUCAGAAGAACACGUAUGACUGAAAUUUGUUUCUUUACAACUUAAGAGAACAUUUUGAAAUCUCAAAGGUAAAAGGUGUUGGCAUACAUUGGCCUUGACUUUUCAUGAGAUAAUUAUGCUAUAAAAGUUCAAUCAAGAACGAGCAUUCAACUGGUGGUCUAUGAGCCAAAUGAAAAAAAACAAUGACAUGGACCAGGCUUACUUGACCCUUUGCUAUGUCCCACCCCUCGAACGCAGACUGGCCAAUCAUAGCCCAGCACUGGCCAGCUUCAACAAGGGUCCGACAAUUACACAGCUGUGCUCCAUUGACUCUAAUGCGAUUGUUUCUGAUUUUCUUCAUUUUCAGGCUGGUUUGUGGAUUUCGAGCUACAUGUUGUGCCUCAGGCACGUGCAAUUGUGAUACUCAUUUCUUGGAGAUGUUGGAAAAAGAUAUACGUUUCUUCCCUGUUCCAAAACCAAAAUCAAAGCCUUAAAAGUGUAGGGUUAGCUAACUGGCUACUGAAGAUGUAGCUUACUAAAUGUACACACAUUUUGCUUAUACUGUUUAUAGAUUAUAACAGUUAAUAAAGACCUACCAGCUGUGUGUCAUUGCAGUGUUUGCAAAUGAAUUUUGUUUGGCUUCCCCCGGAACUCCCCGUCUGCCCGCUGGUGGAGGUCAAGCGGGUCUGGUGGCAUGGGGUGAAGACAAACACUGUUCAUCUGCACACAAUGUGAUGACACCCAACUGGUUGAAUAUCAACAAGUUUCCCUUUAUAUUCAUUGUCUUCUGUCUCUAACGGUGAUGUGGUGGGCCACUUUAAUACUGUUAUCCGUAGCCUAUAGGCUUUAUGGUCUAACUAUCUUUAUCUUUUUUAACCUGUUUUUGUUGAUGAGUGAGUUUGACAUCCUGGAUAUAUCCUUCAAACACAUAUUGUAGACCCUUGUGUCUCCUCUCUGAAAUCAUCAUUUUUCCAAAAAGUUGCUAAUAUUUCUUCAGGGAGUGCAGUUACUUACAGUGUGGGCUCUAUGCUCGCUCCAACAGCUUGAUGGACCAUCACACAGGGGCGGGGCUUAGCAAAGGGUCAACUGAAUCUGUGCCACUUCCACCUCCUAAUGUGGUAUAUUGAAUCAUACAAGUUCAUUGUGGACAGAAUGAAUGAAAAGGAGCAGCCAUUCACAGGAGACUUUCAAACAUGA
Messenger RNA from Epinephelus moara (kelp grouper), 4487 nucleotides. Its product is annotated as somatomedin-B and thrombospondin type-1 domain-containing protein. NCBI's taxonomy places the organism in Eukaryota, Metazoa, Chordata, Actinopteri, Perciformes, Serranidae. The record is from RefSeq and is a predicted model, not a curated record. Bases 199 to 993 code for a protein of 264 amino acids. The transcript has 5 exons.